Molecule: messenger RNA, 2956 nt
Organism: Culex pipiens pallens (northern house mosquito)
Lineage: Eukaryota; Metazoa; Arthropoda; Insecta; Diptera; Culicidae
Gene: IKKepsilon
Product: serine/threonine-protein kinase TBK1
Exons: 5
Coding region: 315-2519 (734 amino acids)
Biological process (GO): peptidyl-serine phosphorylation
Cellular component (GO): cytoplasm
Molecular function (GO): protein serine/threonine kinase activity; ATP binding
Source: RefSeq, a predicted model, not a curated record
GUCGCUGUUGUUGCUUCUGCUGCGAAACACUUUUCUUUUCACCUAAAAAAGUGAAUUUCAUCAGUUUUUCGACAUUGAAAAAUCGCUGGUUGCAAUAGUUAAUUACCUAGGUCAAGUAAUUCAAGCUGUUUUUUGUUGUUGUUGCAAUUCAAGCUUUGUGCAAGAAGAAGACGCGUGGUCAGAUGAAGUGCGUAUUGUGAGGGACAAAGCCGUGUUGAGAUUUGGAUCUUUCCAGGAAGUUUCUUGUUUUUGUUGUGUUUGAAGAUUGUUCCGUAAUUCGUUCCGGCUCGCUGGACGGUGUGCACGCGGACAGGAUGAACUCGUUUCUGCGUGGCUCGACCAACUAUGUGUGGUGCACGACGAGUGUCCUCGGCAAGGGGGCGACCGGGGCCGUGUUCCAGGGGGUCAACAAGCACAACGGGGAACCUGUGGCCGUGAAGACGUUUAACCAGCUGAGCCAUAUGCGGCCACACGACGUCCAGAUGCGGGAGUUUGAGGUGCUGCGGAAGGUCAAGCAUAAUAAUAUUGUUAAGCUGUUGGACAUUGAGGACGAUCAGGAGGGCCGCGGGAAGGUUAUUGUGAUGGAGCUGUGCACGGGGGGGAGUUUGUUCAAUAUUUUGGACGAUCCGGAGAAUACGUACGGGUUGCCGCAGCGGGAGUUUUUGCUGGUGUUGGAGCACCUCUCGGCUGGGAUGAAGCACCUGCGGGAUAAUAAUCUAGUCCAUCGGGAUUUGAAGCCCGGAAAUAUUAUGAAGUACAUUUCGGAGGAUGGUCAAACGAUUUACAAGCUGACGGAUUUCGGAGCGGCCCGCGAGCUGGAAGAGAACCAGCAGUUUGUGUCGUUGUACGGAACUGAAGAGUACCUUCACCCGGACAUGUACGAGCGAGCUGUCCUGCGGAAGUCCAUCAAUCGAAGCUUCACGGCGAACGUGGACCUGUGGUCCAUCGGAGUGACUCUUUAUCACGUGGCCACCGGGAAUCUCCCGUUCCGUCCGUACGGAGGGCGUAAGAACAAGGAGACGAUGCACCACAUUACGACCAAGAAAGCGCCGGGAGUAAUCUCCGGCACGCAAACCAGCGAGAACGGUCCCAUCGAGUGGUCCCGUCACCUUCCGCCGCACUGUCAGCUUAAGGCUGGCCUCAAGUUCCUCGUCACGCCGCUGCUCGCGGGUCUGCUCGAGGAGAACCAGAAGCGGAUGUGGUCGUUCGAUCGGUUCUUCUACGAAGUGCAGCACAUCCUGAACAAGAAGAUGCUGCACAUUUUCUACGCCAACCGGGCGAACGCGAUCGAGGUCUACAUGGACCCCGAGGAGACGUUCUUCAACCUGAAGGAGCACAUCUUCGUGCAGACCGAAGUGCCGCACAGCUCGCAGCUGCUGCUGAUGGAGUCGGAGCUGUUUGAGCUGCGGGUGGGAGCGAAUAGCAGUGCCCGUGGUUACUCCGCCACGGUCGCCGACGACCCGCUGAUGCUGUUCAACAUCGAGAACAACAACGUCACGCUUCCGGCGGAGCUGGACCUGCCCAAGUUCCCGUCCUUCCCGAGUGGCGUCUCGGUUGAAAACGACGCCAGUCUGGCGAAGGUGGCGUGCAGCGUCGGGCACGAGUGCAAGCGCCGCGUCGAGGUGUUUUCCAUGCUGGACACGCUGAUGACGAAGGCGGUUGAGCAGUUCGCUGGGCUGCUGAAGAAUCUGCUGGUUAAGCUGUUGGAGCGAACAAAGCAUCUGGAAGACGUCGGAAACUCUUUCUGGGAAAUGGCCGAUUUGGUUGAAAUUGCUGUGAUGAAUAACGAAAUCUACCAGGACAAGGCGUCGACCCUCAACACCGAAAUGAACACGCUCAAAUCGGCCUUCCAGCGGGUGUCCGAUCCGGUCCACCAGCUGCACAACCGCUUCGUCGCGGAGGAAUCGCUCAGCCGGGAGUGGACCAGCGCGUACCGCGACCUGCGCAGCCCCAACAAGAACCGCGUUAACGAAAAGUCCAAAUACCUGGUCGACCGCCUGCGAGACUCGUGGCAGCACCUGCUCCGUGAUCGGGCCACCCGCUCCCUGACCUACAACGACGAGCAGUUCCACGCGCUCGAGAAGAUCAAAAUCACCGAAACGGGCAAGCGCAUCAAGACGCUGCUGAACGAGGACGUCCGGCCGGCGGUCGAGCUCGAGGCCGAAUGUCUCGCCGAUUGGUACAAAAAGGCGCAGACGAUCUUCCUGCAGACGCAGUUCCUCCACAAGGACGUGAGCUCGCACGAGGAAACGCUGUACGACAUCCGGGACCGGCUGGUGCAGAUCAAGGAGGACCUGAAGGAGGACAUCAAGAAUGAUGGGGAGGUGUCGAAGAUUGCCAACGAAACGACGGCGAACGAGCAGAACAUUGAGUGCCUGAAAAAGUCGAAGGAGAUGCAGAGCGUGCUGAGGACACUGCUCAACUACCAGCGGGACAUCAUCAAGACGCUCCAGGUGAACGGCGAGCUGGUGAACGAUUUUUCCACCCUGACGGCCAACGACGACGGCGAGCCAAUCUAACGCAGCUCUCUCAGGCGGCAUCCGGCGUGUUUUCGUCUCCAGUAUUGAUUUCAUGCCGCGGCCGAUUUUUUUCUUCUUCUUAUUUUCUUCGACGACGACGACGACGUGAUGAACAAAUGUGCCGAGAAGUAUGACAAGGCAUGAUGAGCUUACUUCUUUUCCGGCAGCUGACUGUUUCAUUUUAGAGGAGGGGGACUCCUCUCGACAGGGAGAGGAGGUGCUAUGAUUCCUGAUUGUCGUAAGUUAUUGUGCUUAGCUCAGUUAUUAUUUUAUUAUUUUGUAAGGUUAAAAAGUAUAUCUCUUAUUCAUAUAUUUAUCAUGUUCCACGUUAAGUCAAUGUCGUAUUAUGAUUGACUUGAGCCGGAUUUAUCAAUUAUGCUUUUAUAUUCUCUAUUUACAAGAAAUAAAACCCAAAACGAUAAAGACAUUUUAACAGA